GCACGUUGCCGUCCGGUGACUAAUAGCAGAAUAACAUUGUCUUGGGAUAAAAUAGCGCCGGGGCUGUUUACCCGCUCCAUGGGGGUUCGCUAUAAAAGGGCGCCGGGGACCGCUGCGCCAGCCAGACGCGUCGGGGCGCACCGAGCCGCUGCCUGCCCUAGCUCCGUGCCCCGACGGGGACGGGACACGAGCCUCCGUCCAGACGCUGCGAGACUCUUUCGCCCCUUUUUUCUCUUUUAUUAAUUUUCCCUUUCCUAUUCCCGUCCGCUCUCCGCUGUCUGCUAUGGAUUAUUUACAGAUGAUCGUCUCUCUUUUCUUCGUGCUCUGCCCGGGGCUGCUGCCGGCAGCCCCCGGAGCCGAGGCGGCCGCCGCGCCGACAUCCCCCUCCGCUGCCACCGCCUCCGCGCACCGCCGAGCCCGGCGCUGCUCCUGCUCCUCGCUGAUGGAUGAGGAGUGCGUGUACUUCUGCCACCUCGACAUCAUCUGGAUCAACACCCCCGAGAAGACUGUUCCAUAUGGUCUCGGAGGCCCUUCUCGAUCCAGAAGAUCACUGAAGGACAUGGUGCUGGAGAUGCUUGCUGAUCCUAGCAGCAGAUGCCAAUGUACCAACCAGAAGGACAAGAAAUGUCUGAACUUCUGCCAGACAGGAAAAGAUCUCUGGGCUCAGUCCACAGCGGAGAAAACCUUGCAUCACCGCAACAAAGGUGGCAGUUGCAUUGGACCCAAAUGCAUGAGCCAACGGCUUGUUGACAGCAAGAAAAUGAAGCAGCUGGAAGCUAUUGGUAAUAGUAUCAAAGCUUCCUUCAGUAUCGCAAAACUGAAGGCUGAGCUCCAGAAAGGGAGGAAGCUGAAACAUAACAGGGCGAACAAAAGACAAAGCUUCUGGGAAAGCCUGAAAGCAUCCUAGUGGGAAGAUCACCUGAAUCUUUCUCCACUACACUUGCUGACAAAGCACCACCAAACUUUCUCUUGACUUCUAACAUUCCACAAUGGUGAAGGGUCUCUCUGUCCAAGUGUUUGCGCAGCAGAACAAAACACUGAGGAAGUCCCAUAUUUGGAGGUACAAAAGGAAAAGAUUUCAUCAUCUUGGAAUUCAGAUGGAUGGGUAGAGGGGGUGAAGGGAAAUCUACAGUAACAUACAUGGAAAGCCAAGUUUCUGAAGAAACAUCUGAAUAUUGCCUCUGGAAUGUUACCCAUUAAUUGUGCAGCCUUCAGAGUCUACAUCAAAAGUAUCUGUCAAGGAAAACCUCAGAGAUGUGCUUAGAAAGGACAGAAAGCAAGAUAUGAGUGGACAAACUUCAAGGCAAAAAACUCUACUUUUUGAUUAAAAUGCAAAAAUGAAAGCCACAGUGCUACUUUAAUCAGGACUUACUGCAUAUAUACGUGUCUACCUCGUGUACUGUUUGUUGCACUCCUGCUAGAGUAUUUUUACACCUUGUUAUUGCCUUUACUAAUCAGCUGCAACCCUUUGCCUUUUUUCAGAAGUCUGGUUUACUUGUACUACCAGAGUUAUCAGAAUGUGGGUUAGGCACUGUGGUUGUUUGCACAGUCAAAUCCUUUGGUUUUAGAUACCAAAGGACUCUUCAAAAUAAAAUAAAAAUUAGAGGACGCUACUAGGUUUCCCAUAACAAGAAUAUUUGGCUAACUGAAGUUCUAAUAAUAGAGGUUAUUGUGUCUUACAUUGCACCAAAAAUGCACUGGAGUGGGGAUGUACCAAAGGCUGUUGUGAGAUACAUUCAGUGCCUUGUUUGGUAGAAUUGUGUUGAGACAAAGGGUUGUUUUGAAUUAUGUCAAAAGGCUAAUAUUAGGUGAAUGUUUAUAGCAGUGAAUUUAUUCACAUUGUUGAAUUUGCUGACAGGUUGAAUCUUUUGUGCUCAUUUUUUUUGUGUUUUAUAUUUAUAUUCACACAAAUUCUUCAUUAUAUUUACCAUGUUGAAUACACAUUGAAGUAGGCCAUAUUGGUCUAUGCAUGUUUUAUGUAUUUCUGUAUGAAAUUGGAAAAUGCUUUAUGCCUAUCAAGGUAAAUAUCUCCAGAAAUAAAUAUUUUUAAUUACUGUA
Pezoporus occidentalis (night parrot) is the source of this 2058-nucleotide messenger RNA. RefSeq names its product endothelin 1 (gene EDN1). Gene Ontology annotation, molecular function: endothelin A receptor binding; endothelin B receptor binding; hormone activity. Gene Ontology annotation, biological process: regulation of systemic arterial blood pressure by endothelin; intracellular calcium ion homeostasis; regulation of vasoconstriction. NCBI's taxonomy places the organism in Eukaryota, Metazoa, Chordata, Aves, Psittaciformes, Psittacidae. Bases 284 to 907 code for a protein of 207 amino acids. The transcript is spliced from 5 exons. The record is from RefSeq and is a predicted model, not a curated record. Gene Ontology annotation, cellular component: extracellular region.